AUGAGCACCUUCAUGCUCCUAAUGAGCGGUAUUUUAUUUGCCAUCAUGUUUGCCUUCUGGAAAAAUCUAUUUCAGAGAAACACUGGUGAAAUGUCAUCAAACCUGCCUUCUCAUGCACUAGUAAGAUCAUCUUCUCGUUCUGGCUCAACUAAGAGCGUUAUUCAUAAGAGUCUUUCAGUCCACAGCCUCUCUCAGGAUAUAUUAAAUAAUUUGCCACAUUCGAUAGCCAUGCAGAAGCGAAUAUUGAUAAACCUAAGGAUCGUGGAAUACAAGCUGGCUGAAUUGGAACUUUUCCUAGUUAUCAAAGGUUUAAGUGGUGUAUUAGAUACCCACAAAUCCACUGUAAAUCUUACAAAAUGUAAUAACAGGAGAGGCAAUCAUUAA
Condylura cristata (star-nosed mole) is the source of this 384-nucleotide messenger RNA. RefSeq names its product cancer/testis antigen 83 (gene CT83). The coding region runs from base 1 to 384 and encodes 127 amino acids. The record is from RefSeq and is a predicted model, not a curated record. The transcript has 2 exons. Lineage: Eukaryota; Metazoa; Chordata; Mammalia; Eulipotyphla; Talpidae.